UGGGAAAUGUAGUCCGGGCGGCCGCAGGUUGUCCUGGCCAUGGCUUCUGCGGGAACCCUGGAUGCUCCGGAACGCGGCCACCCCCGGCCUUUUCUGAUUGGGGUGAGCGGGGGCACCGCCAGCGGCAAGUCAACAGUAUGCGAGAAGAUCAUGGAGCUCCUGGGCCAGAACGAGGUGGACCACAAACAACGGAAAGUUGUCAUUUUAAGCCAGGAUAGGUUCUACAAGGUACUGACCCCCGAACAGAAGGGCCGGGCCCUCAAGGGCCAGUACAACUUUGAUCAUCCCGAUGCUUUUGAUAACGAUUUGAUGAACCAAACUCUCACCAGCAUCCUAGAGGGACAAAUAGUGGACGUGCCCACCUAUGACUUUGUUACUCAUUCGAGAUUACCAGAGACCACGAGAGUGUAUCCUCCUGAUGUGCUGCUCUUUGAGGGCAUUUUGGCUUUCUACAACCAAGAGAUCCGAAACAUGUUUCACCUUAAGCUGUUUGUGGACACAGACUCUGACGUCAGGCUCUCCCGCAGAGUUUUACGUGAUAUGAAAAGGGGACGAGACCUGGAGCAGAUUCUCACCCAGUACACCACCUUUGUGAAGCCAGCAUUCGAAGAGUUUUCUCUACCGACAAAGAAGUAUGCAGAUGUGAUUAUACCACGUGGAGUGGACAACAUGGUCGCCAUAAACCUGAUCGUGCAGCAUAUCCAAGAUAUCCUGAAUGAAGACAUCUGUAAGUGGCAGCGGGGCUCCUUGAACGGACGAUCGCACAAGAGGACCUUCCCGGGCCAGGGGGAGCCUGGAACAGUGCUGAUGCCGGGGAAGCGCACUCACCUGGAGUCGAGCAGUCGGCCACACUAAGCGGCUCUCUUCACAGCAGGGUUUGUCAGUGAGCUCAUGGUCCGUGGAGC
Nanorana parkeri is the source of this 905-nucleotide messenger RNA. It is a transcript of the gene UCK1, whose product is annotated as uridine-cytidine kinase 1. The transcript is spliced from 7 exons. Gene Ontology annotation, molecular function: ATP binding; kinase activity. Lineage: Eukaryota; Metazoa; Chordata; Amphibia; Anura; Dicroglossidae. The record is from RefSeq and is a predicted model, not a curated record. Bases 40 to 855 code for a protein of 271 amino acids. Gene Ontology annotation, cellular component: cytosol; cytoplasm.